AUGGACAAUGGUGGUGAGGCGCUCAGGGAUCGACUUAAGAAGCGCGGUUUCCCCGCAGUGCGUGGAGGCUCUCCCUCCAGUCCGGUCAAUAGAGGCGCAGCAAAGCAUACUGUGGGCAGAAUAACAUAACCGACAAAUACAAGGUAACUAGAAUGAAUAUUUUUUGGCUUACUAGCCAUCAUCAACCAACCGCAUCCAGCAUCAAGAUAUGCAACCACUGAGAGUCAAAAUAGACUACUACUACUACUACUACUACUACUACUACUACUACUACUACUACUACUACUACUACUACUACUACUACUAGAACUCCCAAAGGCUAUUGCUUGUAAUACUGCGAGUAAUGAUACCGGCGCAUCUGCAGUAGGUGGGCCAGCUCAUGAAAUGUCAACUCAAAUUCCGAAAUGCGUUUCCGUUUCAAAAAGAUUAAUUAAGCAGGGUUAUACAAUUAAUCUGCCUGUAGUAUAAUUCUAUAAUUAUUCCGUUACCUCAGAAUGCCAGCUUUCGAACGAACUUCUUUCCGACUGCAUGCAAAAACUAUACUCUGUAAAAAAUGACUGCUUAAGUAGCAUGCAUUUUUCUCAUUGAUUUUCGAUGCCCCUAAAAGUUCAAUUAUAGUUCAUGGAAAACAUGCAUAAAAGUAUUCCUUCUUUUGCUCAUUCGGUAGAAAAUCACGUCUUCUUUCAAUUUUAUAUUCGAAGGAGGGACAUAAUUCCGUUUUAAAAAAGUUUCUAAUUGUGAGACUAUUAAAUACCGUGAAAUGGCCGUUCAUAAAACGUUAUGUCUCUGUAUUUACCGAUGUGGCUUGUAAAGUUUACAAUAUGGAUCAAGUCCAGUGCUAAAUUUUAUGAACCCCAUACGGUCUCCUCUUAAUACCGUAGAAAAAUGUGUGGUUUUCCGUACGCGGAAAAUACAUGGCUUGUAGUCUGAAAACCCUGAAUGUAAGUGUGACGGCAGAGCGGGUUCAAAAUUAUUCGGGAAUUGGAAACGUUUUUAAAAACCAAAUAAUACCCUUCCUCCGAGUAUAAACUUGAAAGAAAACGUAAUUUUCUACCGAAUGAAUGGAAGAAUGAAUAUUUUUUAUGCAUGUUUUCCAUGAACUAUAGUUAGACUUUUAGAGGUAUCUAAAAUCAGUGAAAAAAAUGCAUGCUACUUAAGUAGUAUUUUUUACAGAGUAUAGUUUUUGCAUGCAGUCGGAACGAAGUUCGUUCAAAAGCCGGCAUCCUGAGGUAAUUGAUUAUAGACUUAUACUGCAGACUAAUUAGUUUUACAAACCUACUUAAUUAAUCUUUUCGAAACGAAAACGCAUUUCGGAAUUUCAGCUGACAUUUCAUGAGUUAGACCGCCUACUGUACUACUAACACGACAACCACUAAGACUGCUGCAAUGACUAGUAGUACAGCGGAAAACAGCAGUACUGCAUAAACUGGUACUCUUACAAUAGUACUGUCACUUCUAAUAACACAAAUGUUACGACUACCGUACUUAUAGUCGAUCUUUCUAUGUAUACGGCGGAUAAGACCGGGAAAUAAUUACAAUUCGUCUACGCCGACAUAUACUACGGGAAAUUCCCUGUAUUGUGAUUAGUAGUUGGAGUAUUGCAUAAGCCAGUAUGCCUAUUUUGCCUGUUAUUACUGGCAAAGUUACUGCCUUCACUAAUGCAAACCUAAGUACAACUCUGCUGCCCGAAUCAUUCACGCACUGUCUGAAUUACUACCGCAAUCUAUGCUGUGAGCGUCAAUGACCGUAGUACGACUACUAGUGGGACAACAACUUUACGGAUGGCACUGCUGCUUCCAUAAAGGUCUUGUCACGAUUGUAGCACCUACUACUUUAAUUUUUAGUGUUACUAUUACUACUACUACUACUACUACUACUACUACUACUGCUACUAUUACUACUAGUGCUACCAUUACCACCACUAAGGUUGCUACGGCUACUAAUAAUAGCACUACUGUUAUUACCACCACGUCUGCCACCACUACGGCUACCACAGUAAUAGCAAAUACUCCUACCAUUAUUUCUGCAGUUACUAAUGAAGGCUAGAAGAUACGUAGUAGAACUACUACUACUUCGGCUUCGAGACAUACGGUGGACCUCACCGAAAUAGAUGGUCGACCUGUUCUAUUUCAAAUGAAUGUUCGUGCGGUUGUCGCGAGUCAUCUCACAUUUAUCGAUUUUUUAGCCGAAAUACUCCUAUUCUUAAGACGAAAAAUUCAAAAAACGAAAUUUCGUGUGGAUUGCGUAUAUCGAGUAAAUGUUUUGAAUACCGGCACUUUCUAACGUUCUUGAGGUUAUAUAGUCCUUGAGAGGUAAUAAAAACUACAGCGCAUGCGCUGGUAGAUGGCUGGAAAGAAGCUUAUACAAAAACCCGCAAGCUAACAUGUAGGACUAAGAUUUGGAAUUAUUGUUCGAGAGGAUCGGCCUUGUAACCGCGUUCAAGGACUCUUUUCAAACAGAAAAGAUACCGAAAAUUUUGGUCAACGAUUCACGAGUUUCGACGCACAGUGAGCAAGCUUAAGCUUGCACACUGAUGGAUGCAAGCAAGCUGGGUAGUAAUUACUACCCAGAUUGCUUGCAUCCAUCUUAAUUUUCCCUCGAAUCCCAAAUUCUUUUCACGCACUAUCGUGUUGGGUGCUAGGAACUGGGGCAAUGAAAAAAAUGUGAGCGGUUUCUCUACCUGAGUGCUGAUAUGCGAGAAGCAAGUGAACCGCCAGUUUUCCCAUUUUGUGACUGAACCGCUUGCUGAAGUAGGCAAGAACAGCAGGAUUUAUUGGCACCUCUUAUGAAGCGACAGGAAGCAGCUGAAGAGCAGUCGCGAAAUUUUUUGGUGCCAAUAAAUCCUGCUGUUCUUGCCUACUUCAGCUUCGUACCGGGGACAAAAUGCUUCAAAUUUUGAACCGCUUGCAACCUGAACUUUGGCAGCUUAAUUCGUGAGUUGAAAAUUGGAUUUUUUUCAUUCUUUAUAACCAGCAACACCUCUGCGGUCAAAAUAUUCACCUGCGCCAACUGUAUACAGUUCGUACUUGUCAAACGUCCGCAGUCUUUUUGCAUGCAACAUCCACCUUCUUAACUUACCAAGCUAACCCGACUAAUAUUCAGUCUUUUUCCAUUAAUUCUGGCCAUUUCGUCCAGACUUCUGCGGAUUUACAAUACAGCUCCAAAUUAAAAAUAAAAAGUGAGAUAUAUUCACUACUCGACAGUCGGUUAGUCUAAAUGUUAAUUGGCAGUCAGCUAAUUUGCAUAGUAAGCCUCCUGCCAUAGCAAAUAUAUGGCCCCUUAUGACCGAAGUGUUGGUGCAUGAGUGAACAAAUUCGUCCCACCGAAUAUCUGUAUUGAGACCCAGAGCUCGUUGCCUGGCAACCAUCACGCCAAGGUGACACGGUCUUUUAUCUAGACUUGCACACCAGAAAUCUCAGGUGUGGAUUCAAAAGCACUUUCACACAGCCCACGCAGGUCAGUGUGUUUAGUUAUGAGGGGCCUUUAAUGCUUAAUCAUCCCAGCCUUUCAUACUGGCUAACCUCAGGCAUUUACAUGCAUUCCUAAUUAUCUGCCGGAGUUGUUGUCCAUCUGACGAUCUUUUUAUACAGUCCCGUACUCAAAGCCUUUAUAUCUGCACUUUGUGGAUUUUAGGUAGAAAACCACUACUUAGCCAGCUGUACAGCCAAAUUUACGGUUGACACGAUAAGUUUAAAAUUUGUAUUCUCGACAAGCUGAUAUGCCUACAUUUAAAGUACCGAAACAUUUAAGUGAUGGGCGAAUAGAAUGCCAGACCACGCAGUUUCCCAACUAGCAUCACGGCAAUUAAAAGUAUGACACAUCCUUCAUGAGUUCAAAGUUUUGACAGCAGAACAGAAAAAAAUGGGCAGCCAGCCUUGUCGAGUAGGCGUCGGUUUCCAUAGUUUUAAUGUUCAGUGAUCACGUGGUAAAAUACGUUUGACGUUUAAGGGACAGUAGGAACUUCCACAACAGCAAUGAAUCCUCAUAAAUUUGGGGUAAUUUGUGGCUACCGGAAGUUAGUGGGGAAAAUGGCGUGGGUUUUAAAACACCCAUGUACUUGCCUAUCAGGAUCUUCAGCAUCCAGUAUGGACUAGUUAGGUUUGAUAAAUUCACUUUGCAAGCACAUUUCGUCUAAACCAUGCCUCUUUCUCCUCUGGCGGAAUUAGUGCGGUAGUAAUUGGUCUUUUAACUGGAAACUCCAUUCGAUUGUCACGUACAUAAAAAGGAUUUGUCCUUCCUAACGCUUAGCAGUCCGUUUUCGGGGGAGCUUAAAGUCCCAAUGAUUUUAAUUGCAGACGAGUGUUUAAUUUUUAAAAUGGAGGUACGAGACAGGACCGGAAAAAGUGGAAUCUCGAGAAGACGGGACUUAUAUGUUAGUCUGCUUGUAGGCUACUUGACCCAUACAAGGUCUGCGGAUGGUUGACCGGGCUAAGUUAGAGCCAACGAGAUUAAAGUGCGCCCGUCAACGUGACGACUGAGUACACCCUAAGCCUGCUGGUGCCAUACAUUCAGUCCUGGUAGAACACAGAUCUAGCCGAUCAGUGGAUUGCAAAAAGGUCAUAACUCAAAGCGGAUAUUAUCGCGCACGAAUACUGUCCGUCAUCUAUUGAGGUUUCGCCCAUCGUCGUCUCCUUACGGAUCUGAGUUCCUCCCGUACAUCGGGCGGGGCAGAGCACCCCGCCUGUCCUGUGGCCUCCGCAGGAACCAAUGAGUCUGCACCUCCACCAAUGGGUUGGACGUCAGGUAUGGGGACUAAGAUUGUUCACAAAAGAGAGGAAAACCCUGUUGCCAGGUGUAAGCUAUGCAUUCUCAAAAAACAAAGCACACAAGAAUCGGCGCUGUGGACCCUCCUCCUGAUUAGGGCGUCAGCCGCAAUUCCUAGCUGUCUGAAGCCUGGAUGUCUGAAUCAGGCACGAAAGCUGUCGGUGUCAGCAUGUGAAACUACGGUUAUUUGACCAUCGCAAGUGACGAUGACCACCACUGGCCCACGAUGUGCAUGCAUCCGAGUGAAUGUGUUUGUCCGGUAGACAAUUUAGAAAGUAUAAGUAUACUUUCGAUAAAUUCUCGCCCGGCCACUAUAUUUACAAGACAAGAGGAUACAUAAUGGACAUGUGUGAUAAGACAGAUCUACUACAGUUGAUCUUUUCAUACAAGUGUGGUUUGGAAAUAGGGAAAGGGGGAAGAAAAUGAGAGGUAGUUAAUUAAGAGGCGGUAAAGGUUAGUGGCAUGUAUGCCAAAUAAAAGACUGUCUGGAGUCAGGACGUUUGCUGAGCACGGGUGACAGCACAAGUGGGGAGUCUUCGGAGACACAGCGGGGUAUAUGCCGUGGCGGAAAUGUCAUAGGCUGAAGGGUGAUCAGUCAGCACGAAGGAGGUCUGAACGUGCGUCCAUAACGUACUAUUUAAACGGCACGGGUAGUAUACAGUACAGUUAGUUAGAGCGGUUUCAGGGGAAGGGGGGAGGAUGCGGAGAUGUGCAUGCAUUUCAUCGACCUUUGGCCAUGGCCGACGCGGAGCUUUCACUAGGUUCUUCUGCGCGAACAAGACCGAAUUCUGUAACCUGGGAUCAGUCGCUCCUGUUACCCUUGGCAGAAGCUGGCUCACUGGCAUAGAGUAGUUCAGUGAGACCUUGUGAAUCAAACGAAAGGUUUCGCUGGCGUCCGCACGAUGCCCGAAAUCAGAAAUGUGCGUCCUUAAUUUCAGUUCUUCUAAACCAUGCCGGGAGGCGUUCCUACGAUCUUUUGGAUAGGCGCCGACUCGUGAAGCCAAUAUGACUUGCUCCAUGGAGGGAAUCUGAGCUGAAAACUUAUACUUACGUUCUCCGCGUAAAGCAGGGUCGGUCAAGAAUAGUAUCCGAACUCUUCUGGCAGACGCUCCUUCGAACGUUACCGUCAGCUCUUCUGGUUAGAAGGACGUAUAAGAAAGGAAACGAACCUGCCGUUUCCACAUCUAAUAUAAAUUUGACCGAUGAAUGUAUCUGAUCUACAACAUCUUAAAGAGCAGCUAUAUUGGUUUCUGCGGUCCCACGCUAUUAAUCAGCCCCUUAAGUUUAAAUAACUCCAACUUGCCCGUGAGGACACCAGCUAAAAGGGGACCAAGUGGCGAGCCCAAAGGAAGGUUAUCUAUUUGUCUACAUAGUUGGCUGUCAAAAAUGAACUGCAUCUUUAGUGCGCAUCCUAGUAAUAGUUCCUUGAGUGCGUUUAUCGAUAUACGUAUUGUCUACCGAUCUGCAGAUAGGUAUUUUCAGAUGUAAUCUACUGCCACUGGGACCGGGACGUUCGUGAAGAGCGAUGAGACGUCUAACGAAAAACCAGCAUUCCGUUUAGGUUCAGGUGUUUAAAGUCGUCGAUAAAUUCUGAGAUAUGCCGAUAGCUAGAUGAUGCUAGUUGAAUCUGUACGGGCCUGAGUUCCACUGCCGAUCACUUCGAAGAGGUACGCAUGACGAAAAUCGGACGAAGUGGCGGACCGUCAUAAAGGAUCUUCGGUAGACCAUACAAUCGAUAGAUAUAUGUACCGACCGAGUCGUAUGUGUUCGGGAGCACGGUUUAUCGUGGCAAAGCAGACUUACGUCACAUCCACAUCUUUCCUUCUCUGUCCUGACGUGAAUUCAGCAUCCACUGCAUGCCACGAACGGUUUCGUGCCUCACAGAAGUGAAGGCUAUCACUAAGGUCACGUUAAGAAGAGGUCACUACGACCGAACUUUCGUUUGAAAAGAGGGUUGAGAUGCCUUGUCAGCUGGCGGCCCUGCAAGCCAUGAAUUUAAGCCCGUUGUGAUAGGUUAGAGCGCGUAAGAUCCAGUAUGGACUUCAGUCUCUCUUCCCCUUCCCUGCACCAAUUACCGGUCCGAGCUAUUCAGCCGACAGGUGAUGAGAUUGCGCACGGCGACCGACACGGUCAGCAAGAAAAAGGUUCCCAAAGCAGAAGUCUGGGCAUACGGAUUGGUUUGAAUAACCUUUACUACUGAGACAUUGCAUAUACAAGGCUCUGGAAGCAGUCGCCGCAGGCGGCCUCUCGAUGCAAAUUGUUUUUUUUGUCUGUGUUCGGCGCCGAGGCUAUUAACCGCAGAAAGAUUGGAGAGCCGGUUGAAGAAGUUGGCAGUCGGACGAGAGAACACGCUCCGCGCGGUGAGAACAUGGGAGGCGUAACAGCGCCUUGAGCGAGAGCACACCCGAGCCGACCUUGAAGAUGAUUCGUUGGUUUGGACAUCCCUGAUUGGCCUAAAACCGGACUGCCACUGGCGCGCACAUGAAAUUACUCGCAGCGUUAGAACAGGCGCCCGGACUAAGGUCAUUAAACAGUUGUUGUUACGUUGUCAUCACCUUUCAGGAUUGACAAUGGAAAAGGUGUGUUCUACAGCAGAGUUCUGUUGUCUAUUGAUUCCAGGGACAUGAGAUCUUCUUGGGGACUGGAACACGCAGACAACUAAAGCUGACGCAAGUUACCCGCCAUUUUUUUAGAAAGACCACUGGAGGUAAUUAAUGCGAUAAUGCCGAUGACUGUUGUAACGCCAGUAACGGUAAGUUGGUUAUGGCUUAUGCUGAGUCCACGUACCCAGAUGAACGUUCAAGUUGCCGGAUUACUAAACAGACUGACCUCAUUUUGGUGGCCAGAUGCCUGGUAGCUGCUGUUGUCGGCUGUUGCCUAAUUCAUGCAGCCAUUAUGGGCAUCGAACGCAGCUCAGACCCCGCACUUGUGCGAGCGAGACUAGGCUUGCGUCUCAAGUCGUUUGUAAUUUGCCUCUCACGCUAAAUAUUCGGUCUCGGCAAGCUUCGUUAAAGGGAAUCAUCCAGUCGCCAUCACUAAAAUGUCUCCAGACGCCUUUCUCUUCUUGAAAUCCACACAAUUCAGUUGUCCUGCGUGAAUGAGUAAUGGGUCCCAUUUCGGAGUGGCUUACGCACCUGAGCCACAGAGGACACAUACCCAAGGACUGGAUAUCGCUCAACACCAUUCAUUUGGUGCUUGGUGUGUGUGGCAAAGGCGGAUCACAGAAGACCAAAAUUUGCGAACGCUGCGUCGUCAGGCUCCAUGGGCAAUGAGGUCCAGAUUAAACCGGUACUGGCAGGAUAUGAUGUCGGAUUUGGGACGAUUAUCAACCAUUGUUGACUGUCCAAAGAGCUAUGCACGUUUCAAUUUUGAGGUCAGUCAGAGGCUGCAGUCAGUUGUCGUGGUUGUGACGCGGCCGUUUGCCUAUGCCACCUGCAGGUCAUCGUACGCCCUCCGUCAGCAGGUUGCUUGCGCCUAGCGUGUUCUGGGCCUGGCGUGGCGACAGCUCGACGCUAGUCGAUGAUGCGGCUCCCUUAGCUGAUUGAUUGCAGACGGACAAAACCCAGGCGUACACCUGCGCCUCGCACCCUGGCUACCGACCUCAGUGGCUGGCACUCUGCUUGAUAGAGCGAUUGUUGUUACUUGUCUGACCGAUCUCAUGAAAUGCUGCCUGAAAUUCUGAAAUGCGUUUCCUGCUAGGAAGGAUUACUUAGGCGGGGUUGUAAUACCGAUUAUCUUGCUACAGAAUCCUAUUAUAUAUCGGGUUUGGCAAGAUGCCAGCCUUUGAAUGCCUUGCUUUUUAAUCUCCUGUAGAAACCUUUUUGGCAAAAAAUGACUACUUACGUAGCGUGCAUUUUUGGAUUGAUUUUUGAUGGUCUUGUAAAUUCAAAUAUAUUUCAUAGAAAACAUGGACAAAAAUAUGCUUUCUUUCACUCGUUUGAUGGAGAAUCAAGCCGUCUUUAUAUUUUGUGCUCGAAAAGGAAGAAUAAUUAGGUUUUUAAAAAGUUUUCGAAGUCCCAAAUAAUUUGGAACCUGAUCAGUCGUUGCAAUAGCGCUUAGCGAUUUAAGUCCACAAGCUGCAGGCGUUCCGUGUAAGGAAAAUAACAUGUUUUUCUAUGCUUUUAAAAAGAUGCCAUAUAGAAUCCAUGAAAUUUCCAAUGGAUGCGGACAGUAUUGUAUAUUUCAUGAGAAGCAGUGGUAAACGUACAGUUACGAUGCUGUAUGAAUGGACAUUGCGCGAUCUUAAAAAAUCCCAUAAUUGAAAACUUUUUUAAAACCUAAUUAUACUACUUUUUCGAGUACAAAAUAUAAAGACGGCUUGAUUCUCCAUCAAACGAGUGAAAGAAAGCAUAUUUUUGUCCAUGUUUUCUAUGAAAUAUAUUUGAAUUUACAAGACCAUCAAAAAUCAAUGCAAAAAUGCACGCAACGUAGGUAGUCAUUUUUUGCCAAAAAAGCUUUCUACAGGAGAUUAAAAAGCAAUGCAUUCCAAGGCUGACAUCUUGCCAAACCCGAAAUAUAAUAGGAUUCUGUAGCAAUAUAGUCAGUAUUACAACCCCGCCUAAGUAAUCCUUCCUAACAGGAAACGCAUUUCAGAAUUUCAGGCAACAUUUCAUGAGAUCGAUACUCACUGUAGGCGGCAGUACAUGUUAUAAUUAAAAACUCAGACACGUGUUUCUGCAAUAUUCUGUCGCUUUAUGAUAUACCUGCGAGGAGUUCGACUCAUCAGUUAGUCACCUCACCUGCUGAAGCUGAUGGAUUUCGGUCUAUAUAUACAUAUUUACAUCAACUUCCAGAGCGAUCCUCUAAAAAUUGAUUUUGAAAUAUUAACUUCAGACUUGCGCAUUAAUUUCUGAGGAGAUUAAAAUGCUACAAUUGCUGCCACGGCCCCUUGCCGCAGUAAAGAUCGUCCAACUUGCUAAUGCUAAAUGCUCUCCUACUUGAGAACUCCCUUAAGAAACUCAGAUACAUUUGUCGCUUCUCACAAGUUUGGUUUACAGAACCAAUGUAGUACUCGGGGGAUCCUCAUUUCACAGAAUUAUCCCCAUCGGCGGUACAGGGCUGAAGACAGCUUGCUGUUUUGUCUACUUGUAUUCGUCUGUAGUAACAGGUGUUAGGGAGAGAUCACCAAGUAAAUAAAAUUUGGACGAUGUGUUCUGUUCUGAUGUGUUCUGUUGACUCUGGUCUCCUCAUGGUCUCUCCUCAAGGCUGCACAAAAACCGAGGGUUUGAGUAGAUAAAGUUACGGUAAAAUAUGUCUUGAGCUAUGACCGCAGAACCCGAAUCUCACAUGCUGGCAGACUAGGGGAGGCUGGACAGUUCGAUAACUCCAAAAACAUUGCAGCCUCGGCUUGCGGACCACAGUUGGAAUGUGAGAAUUUACAAAUAGUCGAGGACAACCGAUGGUGAUUUCGUAGACGGCCGUCCCUCAAAUGGUACUGUCCAUCUGUCCGAAAUGGAGCUAAUUAUCUACUUCAUCUCUCGUAAUCCCUAUCCGAACUUAUUUCAGUGCUAUCAUGGCCGACCGAUAAAGUUGGCAGGUGUGCUUACUCAGUCCUGUUUUGACAUGCGUACGUAGCAGCUGGACUUGUGGUCACGCCAUGGACACCACAAUCAUCAGUCCAACGACCUCCCCGCUCUUGCAGGAGGAAGGAGACCCAGAGGAAUUCGUUGUGCACAAAACCCGAAGUUACUGCCUCUGGAAACAUUGGCCACGCUUAAGAGAGGGAGUGGGAGAGAGUCAGUAGUGUCGGCUGCACUUAUGCGUGCGUCGGAGCUAGGUCUCGACCUCGGUCUUAUUUUACCCAUUAUUUGAUAAACUGCCAUUACUAUUGGGACGCAGAACAGGUCGUAUCUCCUGCUUUCUCGGAAGUCUUAUUGCGGCAGGCUAGGCUGAAAGUGAAAGACCCUGGCUUCCACGACCUUCAGGCUUGGUACCGAAUGGAAAGAGAAGGCGGUCGCCAGUGAAGAGAAUCGUAUACUCUGUACAGAAUAACUGGGGUAGUUGACAGCCGGACGUGGGCACAUUCAGCGCCGGGUGAGCGGCGUCCCAAGUCUGCGAGGGAAUGCAUCACAGCGUCUUAAGCCAGGACACGUCGGACUCCUAGCUUUUUAACUUCCUUGGAAAUUAACUGCGAACUUGGAGUAGAUCAGUAUAUUUAAGGUCUAUAGGCUCAGACCUCAGUUUUUGUGUAUGAAUAUUUGGACCGAAAUCCAUCAACCACAGUGGAUAACCGCGUAAUAUUCAUUAACUGCCUACAGGCAGCAAGUAGUAUACUUUAGGGUGAGCACAGGUACUAGCCAAAAACCCCAUACACGCGUGUUUCGCCGAUAUCCUGCUGCUGCAUGACACAGCUGCGAGGGGUUCGGCUCGUCAGUGGGUCCCCCAGCAUCCCCUGUCUGCUUUAUGGGAGAUACUCCAAGUUAGAAACUGUAGCUUUUUAAUUGCCUUCGAACUUAACUGCGAACUUGGAGUAGAUCCGUAUAUUUAAGGUCUUGAAUCUGAUUGGCCAGUUGGAAAGCCGAGUGGGCGAAUGCCAGACAGGCCUGGUGCGCAGGUGCAGACACUCGCGAGAGGCCCAGCGUUGCGGAGUAGGGCCACUACAGCCUACUCAAUAGAUGAUUAGUCAGUAAUAGGCCUUUUGGUAGGCUAAGAUUAAUCUACUUGGACCCAGCCAUGGAAAAUUCGGCGCAUCGGUGGGAAUCGAACCCACGACAGCAAGGGGAGGCUUAAGCACAGCCAGCGCUCUAGCCACCUGAACUAUGAGAUCCCACAAAGAGACGUGAGUUGUAAUCCCAUCUUCCCGACGGAAGGUCCUGGUCUUGCCUCUUAAUUAUUUUGAGGAAAGCUUACUUUACAAGGUCAUGGCUUUUGAAGGUCCUAUUAAAAUUGGUACACACAAUAUUCAAAUCAAAAUAAACAUGAGCAGAUCAGUUAUGGCACUUUUUCAUUUCCUUCAUCUAAUUUCGUGUAAUGCACGCAGUAGUUUACAUUCUGAAUCAGGUUUUUAUUUUUAAUAGAUCCCUCAGUUUCAGUACAUAUUUGCCACAACAAUUCCACACGCCCUUACAGCAUUUAUUUCCCGUUUAUUCCUAUUUUCUCAGCCAUGUACGACCCUUCCAUGCCACUGAAACGAAUUCAGAAGAAACAGUAGAUAUGACGACAAAAGGCAUGGUCGAGGUGUCAAAACCAGACUUCAGUAAUACAGUAUAUUUCAAAAGCAGCCAAAAAGCAUUAAGGCGGCAUAUCGCUCCCCGUGUCUUUCAAAGUGACCCUUUAUCGUUCUCAGGUCAGAUCUUAUUGGUUUCUUACUGAAUAGUAUGGAGGCUUAUAAGUAAACACUUUUGUUUGGUAAAUAAUUCCCUCUGUAGCCUUACUAAUAUGGUUCGUUGUUUAAAUCAGUUUCAUAUUGACCCAACUGUGAAAAACUCGGCGUCUCGUUGGGAUUCGAACCCACGAUAGUAAGGGGAAGGCUUUAGUGCAGCCAACGCUAUAACCACCUGAGAUAGGAGGCCCCGCCGGACGACGCGAAUUUAAUCACAUUUUGGGUCGAGUUACCCGCCCAACCUACUGCAACGUCUGGAAUCCAUCAAACCUGACACAGUGGCUCAGGUGGCUAGUGCGUUGGCAGUACUAAAGCCCUCCCUUGCUGUCGUGGGUCCGAAUCCCACCAAGGUCGCCGAAUAUCCCACACUUGGGUCAAAAUAAAAAGUGACUUGUCGUCGCUGUACGGACAAAUGUGAGGGUUUGGUGGCAAAGUGGAUCAGUCCGCGCUCCACCGUGCAAACAAAAUUGACCGAUGAAAACUACUUUACUGUUACUUAAGUUUUCCAAUCGCAGUCGACGGGCUGGCAUGUCCGGGACCCGUUUGACUUAGUGCUCGUUGAAUAAUCGGUCCGGGCUCAGGUCUCCGCUUCUGCAGACGUGACAUUCGACAGAAGUUGGCUGACGAUACCGAUGACGACAGGUAAACCAGAAAUGGUACCUCCUAGCCCCUAUCGCCUUGUCAGCGACUCUUGGUCGAUUGGAUGCGGCGCUCGAUGGACAGGACACACAUGAGUGAAUAUUAUCAUUAAGUAGGCGCAGCUGCGUCCCUAAUUCAUACUUUCGUGCAUGGAGAGUUAUGCAUGUUAAGUAAUGAAGGAAAUUCCUCCUACUUUCUAGCCCGCUUGGAAGAGAAUGUGAGUUGGUUACACUUUAUCAACUGGAAGUGGUCUGAAAACUGAGACACGGCAGUGCAAGCUAACUUGAAAAUUUCUGCCCAACGGGAAAGACCACUCCAUUGGUCUUAAAUUUCCUGGUUAUUUUUUCAGCCCUCCGUCGCUUCCUGGCGGGCUAGAAUACAUGUCGGCGUCCUGACCGGGUGUUUCAGGGGGCAUUCUAUAUCAGAGAACCGGUCCUCAAUUUUGCCAGAAUUGGUUAAUUUUGGUAUUUUUAACACCUUCGUUUCCAUUACUGCCAGGAAGGACUUCAUUUACGAAAUGCAGACGGACCAGCAAACAGACCCAGAGAGUAGGAUUUUUACUCACUCUACGGACAAUCCGAAAACAAAAUCGGAGGUGUACUUGGAGAAGCACCGCAUCAUUUCGCUCUUUAAGGUAGUGUAUAUGAAAAAUGUAAACGUCACCCUUUGUUAGGAAUUUAUUGCUGGAAUGAUUGUUGAGCAACCGGCCGACCCGAUUGGCUAUAUGAUUAAGAAGAUCGACAGAAUGCCCAAAUCUUCCAGUCCCUUGAGUUCUGAUUAG
This is a messenger RNA of Spirometra erinaceieuropaei, 13505 nucleotides long. The record is from the annotation of a GenBank genome assembly. NCBI's taxonomy places the organism in Eukaryota, Metazoa, Platyhelminthes, Cestoda, Diphyllobothriidea, Diphyllobothriidae.